GUCUCAUCGGAAGUGACCUGCCCAGCGGGUCCUUCCCACUCUGCCCUUAUCUGAAGCAGCCCCCCUUCCGGGAGUGUUUCACCUGCCCUGGGGUUAACCUUGCAGGGCUUAACAAUAUCUGGGGUCAUUUCCCUUAUUAGUUAACUUGUUCAGGGUCUGUCUUCGUCCACGACCAUAGAAGUUUCACAAGAGCAGAAACCUUGCCUGCCUUGAUUGCAGCAUUGUGUGGUGUAGUGUCGGGCCUGGCAUUCGUUUGUUCAUUCAUUGGCUCAGUAAGUAUCUGUUGAGCGCUAGCUCUGUGCCACGAACAAUUCUCAGCUCUGAGGAUACGAAGAAAAGCCAAAAGUCCCUGCCCUCGUGGGAUUCGCAUGUGGAGCUGCAGGGAGACCAGUGAGGAGGCUGUUGUGAUCAUCCAGGCCAGAGGUUCACCCUCCUGCAGACAUGGGGCGCAGAAAGUCAAAACGAAAGCCACCCCCCAAGAAGAAGAUGACAGGCACUCUAGAGACCCAGUUCACCUGCCCCUUCUGCAACCACGAGAAAUCUUGUGACGUGAAAAUGGACCGUGCCCGUAACACCGGAGUCAUCUCCUGUACCGUGUGCCUAGAGGAAUUCCAGACACCCAUCACGUAUCUAUCAGAACCGGUGGACGUGUAUAGUGAUUGGAUAGACGCCUGUGAGGCCGCCAAUCAGUAGCAAAACAGAGGACCCACCCCCUUUGCAGACUCCCUGCCGAGGACCAGCCCGCUGGGUACCAAUCCAGAGACAUUCCUGAGGUCCAGGGUGUGGGUCCAGGGCCUUCGCAGCCCCUGCCUGUGUAUGGAGUGGAUGUGGAUGUGAAUGUGUGACUGCAAGUGUGGCCAUGGGGGUGUGCUCAUGGGCAGGGGGCUCCGGGGGUUUGAACUGCCUCCCUUGGCUCCAAAAGCCUUUCACUUGCUCCCUCCUUCGGCCCCUGACCCCCUGGCUCUGGAGCCCUGGCUUCUCCGGGGGCCAAUGUCCUGACAUCCUGGGUGAGGACAAGCCCAGCAGAGACAGCCUCAGGACUCUCCGCCUCCUCGCCCACCUCCCCAGCACCUUGCCCGUGUGAACUGGACUGCACGCCUCCUCUGCCUUCCAAGGACUGUGGCCUGGGAUUCAGCACCACUGGCCCCUGGCUGGGCCCUGGCAGGGGGGCCCCGGUUCAUGUGUAGUUGCUUUUAUAGGGGAGGGAGGGGCUGGGUUGGGGACUGUUAGUCACCAGUCCUUAAAUAAAGCAGCCGACGCAGA
Molecule: messenger RNA, 1263 nt
Organism: Myotis lucifugus (little brown bat)
Lineage: Eukaryota; Metazoa; Chordata; Mammalia; Chiroptera; Vespertilionidae
Gene: ELOF1
Product: elongation factor 1 homolog
Exons: 4
Coding region: 442-693 (83 amino acids)
Biological process (GO): transcription elongation by RNA polymerase II
Cellular component (GO): transcription elongation factor complex
Molecular function (GO): RNA polymerase II complex binding
Source: RefSeq, a predicted model, not a curated record